This is a messenger RNA of Papaver somniferum (opium poppy), 594 nucleotides long. Its product is annotated as vicilin-like seed storage protein At2g18540. The coding region runs from base 1 to 594 and encodes 197 amino acids. The transcript is spliced from 3 exons. The record is from RefSeq and is a predicted model, not a curated record. Lineage: Eukaryota; Viridiplantae; Streptophyta; Magnoliopsida; Ranunculales; Papaveraceae.
AUGGAAUACAAGGACUCGGAUCUUGUACCUUCUACAUAUAACAUAUAUGGGUUCAAUAAGGAGGAUGAGGAGGAAAUCAAUGAAACAAAAGUUCAUAUUGAGGAACAUAACAACGCAAUUCAAGAGGAAGGAGGCCAGGUCAAUCAAAAGACAAGGGGAAAGUCCAAGAAGGGGAAGGUUGUUGAAGGAAAUGAAAUGACAAAGAACAAAAGGGAAACUCCCACGACAAAGGAGAAACAAAUUCCACGAGAAGGAGGGAAGAUGAACCGGUCAAGAGGAAAAAGGGUGCAAGGACAAGAGGCAGAGGAAAGCAUUGAAAUACAAAAUUUGCAGAAUAAAUUUAAAGACAGUCGCGAAGACGAGGAGAUGGCCCAGCUAAAGGAGGAACUUUACGAAGAGAGGCGAAGGAAGCAGGCAGAUAGUGAUAUACAGGAGGAGAGAUAUGCUAUGGGAAGAUCACGAACUGAAGAAAAACAUUACGCACGAAAACGAGAAGGUCUAGGGCAAGGUGAGCAAAAGGAGCGAGAAGACUUGAAGAAAGCCAUCGAAAGCAGCAGAAGAGAAUUCAGGGAAAGAGAGUAUCAAAUGCAAUAA